Messenger RNA from Cryptotermes secundus, 13467 nucleotides. RefSeq names its product transformation/transcription domain-associated protein (gene Nipped-A). Gene Ontology annotation, biological process: regulation of DNA-templated transcription; DNA repair. Gene Ontology annotation, cellular component: NuA4 histone acetyltransferase complex; SAGA complex; nucleus. NCBI's taxonomy places the organism in Eukaryota, Metazoa, Arthropoda, Insecta, Blattodea, Kalotermitidae. The transcript has 66 exons. Gene Ontology annotation, molecular function: transcription coregulator activity; protein binding. Bases 231 to 11867 code for a protein of 3878 amino acids. The record is from RefSeq and is a predicted model, not a curated record.
CGAAGUACGUUACGAUAUCUCGAAGGAAAUUUUCUGCAGAACGGAACGUGUUUUUCAUUGUUGUGUGUGGAAAUUGAGAGUUAUGGGUGUGAAUAAUCAGUCGCACGUGUGAGCUUGUAAGCAUAGCUGAUAUUAACAACACUCAAAGGAAUGUUACUGUUAUGGAAUCGACGUCUGUUGUCACGUCUGGUGUGUAUAGUUGGGUUGACUGCAACUUUGAAUAAUUAAUCAUGACGAGUCUCAAGAUGGCACCACCGCAGUCUGUGGGUCCCAGCGACCCACUGACACAGAUGAACAAGUACCGGUCUUAUGUAACUAUCUUAGCAGAUUCUAAUGCUAAAGAUGAGAUAAAAGUAAAGGCUGCUCAAGAACUCAGUGAAAAUUUUGAGGUGAUAGUCAAAUCUCCACAGUAUCCGACCUUUUUGGACCAUUUCAUGAAAAUAUUUCUCAAGAUCCUGCAGGAAGGGGAACCUCACUUCAUAGCUGAGUAUAACAUCCAGCAAGUGCGCAAACUGAUUUUGGAGAUGAUCCCACGUCUGCCAACCAAUGACUUGUUACGCCCCUAUGUGAAACCAAUCCUGACGCUAAUGCUGAAGCUGCUGCAGACAGACAAUGAAGAGAAUGUGCAGGUGUGCGUCAGGAUCAUCAUUGAGCUACACAAGCAGUACCGACCAACAUUCAAUCCGGAGAUCCAAAUGUUGAUGCAGUUUGUAAGGACGGUUUACCAGGAAUUACCAAAUCACAUGUCAAAGAUCUUUGAGCCCCGACCAACGCUGAGAGUGAAGGACCUAUCAGAGAUCAACAUAGAAGCCUUGUUGACAGAGACGUACACAAUCAUGACCAUUCAGAGUGAGAAGAAAACAGCUGAUGGCACCGUGAUAUCGUACAACCUGAUCCCAAAAGGAGUGUUGUCGCUAAAGGUUCUGCAGGAACUACCUAUCAUGGUGGUGCUUAUGUUCCAAAUGUACAAACAAAAUGUGCAGCAGGAUGUGAUUGACUACAUCCCUCUCGUAAUGACCACAAUCACACUCCAGCCUUCACCUCAGCAAAGGGCAAACCCUGCAUUCAACAAGGAGGUGUUCGUGGAUUUAAUGGCUGCACAAAUCAAGACUUUGUCAUUCCUCGCUUACGUUGUGCGCAUGUACCAAGAGAUGGUUGCCCAGCACUCGAACCUCAUGGUGAAGGGCUUGCUGGGGAUGUUGACAAUCUGCCCCUUGGAAGUGACACACCUGCGGAGAGAACUCCUCAUUGCUUCGCGACACAUUUUUUCAACUGACCUGCGUGUCAAAUUUGUUCCUUACAUGGAGCGACUGUUUGAUGAGAAUGUGCUCCUGGGAAAGGGUUGGACCACGCAUGAGUCCUUACGCCCCUUGGCAUACAGCACUCUUGCUGACCUGGUUCACCACGUAAGGCAGCACCUGCCGUUCUCUGAUCUUGCUCGAGCUGUGCAUCUCUUCUCUAAGAAUGUUCAUGAUGAGACACUGCAAACCAAUAUCCAGACCAUGUCUUGCAAGCUGCUCCUGAACCUGGUGGAGUGCAUCAGAGCCCGCAGUGAGGAGGAGAAGGGGCAGGGGCGGGAGCUCCUCAUGAGGAUGCUAGAGGUGUUUGUUAUCAAGUUCAAAACGAUCGCCAAGUUGCAGCUCCCUGUCCUCUUGAGCAAGUGCAAACCUCAGAUGUCUCAAGCUGCUGCUGUGACACCUAGCACUGCGUCUGGAGGAACUCCAGCCCCGGCCACCCCUUUGGCAGUCACUCCCACCACUCCUGUGGACCAAGUGAAGACUGAAGACACAAAACAGCCAGCCCAGCCCCACACUAUGACAGAUGGAGGUCCACUCCCAGUGAAAGAAGAACGGGACAAGUCCCGGUUUGGUUUCCCCACAUCACAGGCUGGAAACCUCAGCGUGACAGACUGCCGCAGCCUCGUGAAGACUCUGGUGUGUGGCGUGAAGACCAUCACGUGGGGCUGUGCCUCAUGCAAGAAUAGCACUGGUGACAUGACAUUUCAGAGCAAGCAGUUUCAGCCCAAGGAGACGUUAGUGUUCAUCCGACUCGUGAAGUGGGCCAUGCAGGCUCUCGACAUCUACACACUGAGCGUGAGUCCCGUUGCGCCCGGCACCAUGUUGCCUGGCGGACAGAGGACGCAGUCGUCGCAAACUGUGCGCACCAAGGAAGAGAAGGAAGUGCUGGAACACUUUGCUGGAGUUUUCUCAAUGAUGAACCCGCAGACUUUCCAGGAGAUAUUCUCCACCACAGUCGACUACAUGGUGGAUCGUAUCUACCGAAACUUUGCACUGCAGGUAGUUGGCAACUCAUUCCUGUCGAAUCCGACAACAUCGCCCAUCUUUGCAACGGUGCUAGUGGAGUACCUGUUGGAGCGGAUGGAAGAGAUGGGAAGCAAUGUGGAGCGCAGUAACCUGUACCUGAAACUAUUCAAAUUGGUGUUUGGGAGCGUGAGCUUGUUCCCAGCCGAGAACGAGCACAUGCUUCGGCCCCACCUGCAUCAGAUUGUCAACAGGUCCAUGGAACUAGCAAUGAGUGCUAAAGAGCCCUACAACUACUUCUUACUCCUUCGUGCGUUGUUCCGCUCUAUUGGUGGAGGUAGCCAUGACCUCCUGUACCAGGAGUUCCUUCCACUUUUGCCCAACCUUCUGCAAGGCCUGAACAGCUUGCAGAGUGGUCUGCACAAGCAGCAUAUGAAGGAUCUGUUUGUGGAGCUGUGUCUCACUGUUCCUGUCCGCCUAAGCUCUCUGCUGCCCUACCUGCCCAUGCUGAUGGACCCACUGGUGUCAGCCCUGAAUGGCUCUCCAACUCUCAUCAGCCAGGGUCUGCGCACACUUGAGCUGUGUGUGGACAACCUGCAGCCAGAUUUCCUAUAUGAGCACAUUCAACCUGUACGAGCAGAUCUGAUGCAGGCAUUGUGGCGCACUGUGCAUAAUCCAACUGACCAGGUGGCACACGUUGCAUUCAGGGUCCUGGGCAAAUUUGGCGGAGGCAACCGCAAGAUGAUGAUUGAACCGCAGAAACUGGAAUACAAUGACAAGGAAACACCUGGCCCAGCAAUAAUUGCAUACUUCCAGGAGCACUCUAAACCAAUAGACUUCCCCGUGGAGAAGGUCAUUGAGACAGCAUUCACUGCCCUCAAAUCAAGCACGACAGAUCCGUUCUACCGCCGGCAAUGCUGGGAGGUGAUUCGCUGUUUCUUGGUUGCAUCACUGAACCUUGAUGAUGACAAGAAUAUGAUGCAGCAGCUCUUCUCUCACCCAAGCCUUGAUGAUCCUCACGUGAAGAUCUCUCCAAUCCAGGGCAUUCCUUACAAGUCACAGGACAAGCAGGCCAGGGCCACUCACCAGAUGGCAGUCACAGGAAUGUUUGUUGCUGCAGCCAUAAAGGAGUUGCGACAGUGUGUGUUGCCCACUAUGGUGUUUCUCGUGAGUCACUACACAAUGGUGGCGAUAUCGCAGCAGGCUGGUCCAUUCUCCAUGACAUCGAAGCAGGCAAGCCUGAAGGGCAUGGACCCCCUGGUGCUCAUAGACUCUCUGGCUGUCAUAAUGGGACAUGAGGAGAAGGAGUUGUGCAAGCCAGGACACUUGGCGCUUGUCCUGAUCCUGGAGACCGCCAUCAACAUUCUCGGCUCCAAGCAGAAGGCUUGCCAGCUGCCCCUCAUGGAGUACCUGGCAGAACGCAUGUGUUCGCUGUGCUAUGAGCGAGCCUGGUAUGCCAAGCUGGGUGGCUGCAUUGCCAUCAAGUUCCUGGUUGAGCGCAUGGCUAUGCGUUGGGUGCACGAACACCUGUUCCUGUUCCUCACUGCCCUGCUGUUCGUCAUGAUGGAUCUCACAGGAGAGGUUUCAAGUGGUGCAGUUGACAUGGCAAAGGCAAACUUGGAGAAGAUGCUCAUCAGUUGUGCUGCUCCUGUGGAGAGAGAUGGAACUAACGAUGAUGCGGUGAAUGCUCAGCAGAAGAGUCUGUUUGAAGUGACACAUGAGCUUGUACGACAAGUGACCAGCCCGAACACUCUACUCAGGGAGCAGGCAAUGCACUCGCUGGAGGUCCUGGCUCGCAUCCAGAACAAGACUGUGACAGAGGUGAUGGAGCCACACAGAGAGCUACUCCAAGACAUGAUCCCACCAAAGAAACACCUCCUGCGCCACCAGCCAGCGAAUGUACAGAUCGGCAUCAUGGAUGGCAACACAUUCUGCACCACACUGGAGCCACGACUCUUCACCAUCGACCUGUCCAUUGUGGAGCACAAGGUCUUCUUCCACGAGCUGUUAUCCCUGUGUGAGGCAGAGAACUCUGUCCUUAACAAGCUGCCAUGCUAUAAGUCAGUAAGCAAUCUCGUCCCUCUGCGCAAGUCUGCACUUCGAGCCCUGGCAGCGUGCCACUACAUCCAGUCUUGUCGAGAGAAGAUAUUCCCAGUGCUGUACAAAGCUCUGGAGCAGUCAAACCCAGAGCUGCAGGAGGCCGGCUUCGAAUGCAUGAAGAAGUUCAUUGCAGGCUUCCAGAUUGACAUGGAGAUGGUUCACACUGUGAUGCGUCCAUUGCUGCUGACACUGGGAGAUUAUCGCAAUUUAAGUCUCAAUGGGGCCAAGCGCCUGUCAUACUUGACGCAGCUAUUUCCAUCGAGCUUCAAUGAAAAACUUUGUGAACAGCUGUUGCAACAUCUGAAGAAGCUGCUGGAAGUUGCCAUUUUAGCUCAUAAAGGAGUGUCGAAGAAUGGAGAAAAUGAACAGAAGAUAGCGACCAUCAUUGGCAUUUUCCACCAGAUUCCUGCUGCAACACCCAAGUUCAUCGACAUAUUGUGUCGGUUAGUUCUGCAGACAGAAAAGAGCCUUCUGGUGGAGGCAAGUUCUCCAUUCCGGGAGCCACUGAUGAAGUUCCUUCUGCGCUUCCCACAAGAGACGAUCGACCUGUUUCUGCAUGACAAUAACAUCAAGGAUCAGCAGUGGAGUCGCUACUUGGAGUUUAUGAUCAAACACAAGGAUGGGAAGCCAUUCCGAGAUGUUCUGCAGAACAGCAGCAUGCGACUUAUCAACUUGGCCCUUGGAAAUAGUUCCCAGCAGCCUCUGCAGCCAGCAGACAAGAGGGAGAUGCAGUACCAGAGCAUCCGCAUCACUUCACUGCUCAUAAAGCUGGAUGAUCAGUGGCUGUCAUCACAGCACCAACUUGUCACUGCCUACAAACAGAUUUGGUGCGACGACCAGUACCAGGAGUUCCACCGGAAGGUGGACUGCGUAGAUUACCAGCAUUGGAAGGAACCGAAACUUAUCAUCAAGAUCCUCUUGCACUUCUUUUGCCAUCAUCCGAAUGACAUCGACCUGCUGUUCCAGCUGCUGCGUGCCCUUUGUGAGCGGUUCAUACCAGACUUCCAGUUCCUGCGGGACUUCCUAGAGAAUGUUGUGGCCCAGAGCUACACCAUAGAGUGGAAGCGUUCUGCCUUCUUCCGGUUUGUAGAGCACUUCCCAAACCCAUCUGUGUCCCAGGAGCUCAAGUCGAAGAUACUGCAAAUGGUGCUGAUUCCUUGCUUUGCUCAGAGCUUCGAGCGUGGGGAAGGCGAGAAGCUGGUGGGCAGCUCUGCAGCUCCUGACCAGGACAAUCCUGACAAUGUCGUGUCUGUCUUCAUCAGCAAGGUGAUUGAUCCAGAAAAUCCAUUUGGCAACUCGGACUCUGUGCGGAUUCUGCUGCUCCAGUUCUCUUGCCUGCUGGUGGAACAGGCCUCACCUCACAUCCAUGAUGCAGCGAACAAACGUCAGGGAAACAAGUUGCGACGCCUCAUGAUGUUCGCUUGGCCGUGUCUGCUGGUUAAGAACUGUGUGGACCCUGCUACACGCUACCAUGGCCACCUUCUGCUGUCACACAUCAUUGCCAAAUUUGCCAUCCACAAGAGGAUUGUCCUUCAGGUUUUCCACAGUCUGCUGAAGGCGCACGCACUUGAGGCUCGCAUUGUUGUGCGGCAGGCUCUGGAGAUUCUCACCCCAGCCAUGCCUGUGCGCAUGGAGGACGGCAACACGAUGUUGACGCACUGGACCAAGAAGAUCAUCGUGGAGGAAGGCCACUCAAUGCAGCAGCUCUUCCACAUCCUGCAGCUUGUUGUUCGGCACUACAAAGUAUAUUAUCCGGUGCGCCACCACUUGGUGCAGCACAUGGUGAACUCCAUCCAGCGACUAGGUUUCAGUCCCACAGGCACCAUUGAGCACCGCAAACUGGCCGUCGAACUGUCAGAAGUGAUCAUCAAGUGGGAACUCCAGCGAAUCAAGGAUGAAUCGGACACACAGGAUAUUGCAGCCUCCCCAUCUGGAGUGGGGGUGAAGCGCCUCUCCGCCGAUGACCCCAAUCUAAAUGCUGAGUCCAGGAAACAUCAUGCAUCCGGAACUGGUUCUAGCAUUGUGCCCACAGUGAUACCUAAGGUUGAACCAGGGAGCACUGAGCCUAUUGAACGGGCCCAUGCAGACACCGUUCUCAAUUUCCUGUUGAGACUGGCUUGCCAGGUGAAUGAUGCCAACACAAUGGUUGGCACCCCUGGCGAAUUGCUUUCGCGCCGCUGUGUGGCACUGUUGAAGACUGCACUGAAGCCUGACGUAUGGCCACAGCAGUGUGACCUGAAGCUGAACUGGUUCGACAAGGUGUUUGCAUCCGUUGAAUCAGGCUCGCCAAACUACGGCAACAUCUGCACUGCCCUUGAGCUUCUGACCUUCCUCCUUGGUGUCAUGAAGAAGGAGCAAAUUCUGGCAAGCUGCAAGCCCCUGCAGCGAGGCAUUGCAGCCUGCAUCACCUGCUCCAACUCAAAGGUAAUCCGCCUGGUGCAUGGACUCCUGUCUCGACUCAUGAGCAUCUUUCCUACUGAGCCAACCAGCUCCAAUGUGGCCUCCAAGUAUGAAGAGCUGGAGUGUCUGUAUGCCUGUGUUGGGAAGGUUGUGUUCGAGGGGCUCGCAAACUAUGAGAAGAACACCAGUGCCAGCCCAACGACGCUGUUUGGUACACUGAUGAUGCUGAAAGCUGCCUGUGUCAACAACCCCAGCUACAUUGAUCGCCUCAUCACACCGUUCAUGAGGGUUCUGCAGCGGAUGGCACGUGAGCACAUCACCCCCACCCCACCUCAUGAAACUAGCCCAGUUGCCAGUGAACUGCUCGUCCUGAGCCUGGAUCUUGUCAAGAGCCGUGUCGUUGUCAUGGGGGCAGAGAUGAGGAAAAUAUUCAUUGGCACCAUUCUUGUUGGACUGAUUGAGAAGAGUCCAGAUGUGAAGAUCAUGAAGGCCAUCACCAAGAUGCUGGAAGACUGGAUAGAGAACAAGAACCCAAUUGCAAUGAAUCAGGCACCGACACUGAGGGAGAAGUCGAUUCUGCUUGUCAAGUUGAUGCAGUACGUGGAGAAGAGGUUCCCUGAUGACCUAGAGCUCAAUGCUCAGUUCCUUGACAUUGUCAACUACAUCUACAGAGACGAGACGCUCAAGUGCUCAGAGCUGACGGUGAAACUGGAACCAGCUUUCCUGGCAGGACUUCGAUGUGUGCAGCCGGCCAUUAGAGCCAAGUUCUUUGAGGUGUUCGAUGCUAGCAUGAAGCGGAGGCUCCACGAUCGUCUGAUGUACAUCACGUGUUCUCAGAACUGGGAGGCCAUGGGUCCACACUACUGGAUCAAGCAGUGUAUUGAACUUCUGGUUGUCACUGCGUCCUCCAAUACAUUAAUACGGAUGUCGUCGGAUGCCAACCUGUUACCCGGCAUCACAUCAGUCAUAAAUAUGGCUGACUCAGCAGAAAAGGACAGUUUUGUUAAUCUGGUGAACGUGAAGGAGGAACCAAGUGACAUUCCGGAGGGUCUGGAUGGCCAAGAGAAGGUGGAUGAUAUUGACAUGGACCUCCAUGCUGUUGGAUCAGUGGACCAGAAAGGUGAAGAGCACCCAACAAGUCGAACGCGCAAGGCAGCACUGGCGCAUCUUAUCAUCCGCCAGUCCAAGGUGUUGGAGUCUAUUCGCUCCACAAGAACCGUUCAGUUCUUGUUUGCCACUGCUCAGCUGUGUCACAUGGAUACGGCGCUGGCGGAACGGGUGUGGCUGGACUGCUUCCCUCGCCUUUGGGGCAUCCUCACUGAGAAACAGCAGAGUACCCUUCUAGCAGAAAUGGUCCCAUUUGUAUGCAGUGGAGCACACGUUAUUCAGAAGGACUGCCAUCCCAGUGCCCUGAACACUUUCAUUGAGGCCAUGUCCCACUGCAACCCGCCCAUCGUCAUCAAACCAGUCCUGAUGAAAUACCUGGGGAAGUCACACAAUCUUUGGCAUCGUAUGACGUUAAACCUUGAACAGCUUGCAUUCGAACACGGGAACAACAGUCAGCUGAAAUCAAAGCGUGAUGUCACAGACUGCUACGAGUUUGAGCCCAUAGUGUCCCCCCAACAGGAGAUUCUGGACUCGCUGUCUGACAUGUACUCCUUGCUGUGCGAGGAGGAUAUGUGGAGUGGACUGUGGCAGAAACACGCGCGCUAUGUAGAGACAAAUGUUGCUAUUGCUUACGAGCAACAGGGCUUCUUUGAGCAGGCUCAAGGGGCAUAUGAGGUGGCCAUGAGCAAAGUCCACAGCGACUACAGUUCGAGUCCUGCACCAGGAAGUGUACGUAGUGAACUCAGGCUAUGGGAGGAGCACUGGGUCAGAUGUUCAAAAGAGCUCAACCAGUGGGACCUGCUACUGGACUAUGCGCGUGACAAGAGUGUACAGAACCCAUUCCUGAUACUGGAGAUUGCUUGGAGAGUUCCUGACUGGAACCUCAUGAAAGAAGCACUGAGUCAGGUGGAGACCAGCUGUCCCAAGGAAAUGAUGUGGAAGGUGCAUUUGUACAGAGGCUUCCUCGCAAUCUGCCACCCGGAGGACCCGCACUUGUCUGUGGUGGAGCGCUACGUGGAGCAGGCCAGUGGGCUGUGCAUGAGGGAGUGGCGCAGACUGCCCCACAUUGUUUCCCACAUCCACCUGCCCCUGCUGCAGGCUGCACAGCAGAUCAUGGAGCUGCAGGAGGCGGCACAGAUCCAUCAGGCACUGCAGCAUGGUCGCAGCAAUUCACUCCAUGACAUGAAGGCCACCAUAAAGACCUGGCGCAACCGCCUCCCUGUGAUCGCAGACGACCUGAGUCACUGGAGUGACAUCUUCACCUGGCGACAACACCACUAUACCUUCAUAGCCUCUCACUUCAAUGCACAGCAUGACCAGACUGUCAACAGCACACUUGGUGUACAUGCUUCUGCUCAGGCUAUCAUCCACUUUGGAAAGAUCGCCCGUAAGCACAACCUGCCGGGGGUGUGUCUCGACUCACUGUGCCGGAUAUAUACGAUUCCAAGCCUGCCCAUAGUGGACUGCUUCCAGAAAGUUCGCCAGCAGGUGAAAUGCUACCUGCAGAUGGCAACAGUAGGUGAUAAGAAUGAGCUGCAGAAGGGUUUGGAUGUGAUUGAGCUGACGAACGUGAAACUGUUGACACGUGAGAUGACAUCCGAGAUCUAUGCCCUGAAAGGCAUGCUGUUGGCACAGAUUGGCCGUUCAGAUGAUGCAAACAAGGUGUUCUCAGCAGCCGUUCAGAUGCACGACACAUUGGUGAAGGCGUGGGCGCUGUGGGGCGAUUACCUUGAGCAGCUGUUCACGCGAGAUGCCCGACAGAUUUCUCUUGGCACCCAAGCCAUUACAUGCUUCCUGCAUGCGUGUCGCCACCAGAAUGAAUCAAAGUCCAGGAAAUACUUGGCCAAGGUCCUCUGGCUGCUGACAUAUGAUGACGACCAAUCCACUCUAACUGAAGCAGUGGACAAGUACUCAGUGGGUGUGCCUCCAAUCCAGUGGUUGCCAUGGAUACCUCAACUGCUCACAUGUAUGGUGCGCAAUGAGGGGACUCUCAUUCUCAAUCUGUUGAGCCAGGUGGGACGCAUGUUCCCCCAGGCUGUGUAUUUCCCAAUUCGAACGCUGUACCUGACACUUAAGAUAGAACAGCGCGAACGCUACAAGAGUGCAGAGCAGGCUGCUGCUAUUGCUGGCAAACUGGCUGCAUCCAGUCAGGCACGACUCCAGAAGCACGGAGCACAGCAUGCAGCAGGAAGAGGGGAAUCACAGCAGCAAGGAGACCAGUCUACACCGUCUGCACAGCCUCAGCAGCUGCACGGCAGCCAGGCAACAGGUGGAGGGGAGACAGGUCCCAUACGUGCCACCCCUUCCAUGUGGCGUUGCUCUCGGAUCAUGCACAUGCAGCGAGAUAUUCAUCCAACGGUUUUAUCCUCUCUGGAAGGCAUAGUGGAUCAGAUGGUGUGGUUCCGAGAGAACUGGUAUGAGGAAGUGUCUCGACAACUGCGACAGGGGCUUGCAAAGUGCCUUGCUAUUGCUUUUGAGAACAGAGGGGCAGUGAGCGAAGCCACCAUCACUCCCCACACGCUGAACUUUAUUAAGAAGCUUGUGUCAACGUUUGGAAUUGGUAUAGAAAAUAUCUCCAGUUCAGUGAGUGCACAGUUCAGCAGUGCAGCGUCAGAGAGCCUUGCAAGCCGAGCUCGCGCAACAGUGCAGGAUCCUGUAUUCCAGAUGAUGAAAGUGCAGUUCACAACUGACUUUGACUUUGCCGUGCCUGGCUCCAUGAAGCUGCAGAACCUCAUUGUCAAGCUCCGCAAGUGGAUCCAGAUUCUGGAGACGAAAGUGAACACCCUGCCAAAGUCCUUCUUGAUCGAAGAGAAGUGCAGGUUCCUCAGCAACUUCAGCCUCCAAACUGCAGAAGUCGAGUUGCCAGGGGAGUUCCUCCUUCCCAAGCAUUCUCAUUACUAUGUGAGGAUUGCACGCUUCAUGCCACGAGUCGACACUGUCCAGAAACACAAUACGGCAGCACGACGUCUCUUCAUACGGGGUCACAAUGGCAAAAUAUAUCCAUACCUGGUGGUGAAUGACUCGGGCCUGGGUGACGCCCGGCGGGAGGAGCGUGUUCUGCAGCUGCUUCGGAUGCUCAACCACUACCUGGGCAAGCAGAAGGAAACAUCACGCAGGUUCCUACACUUCACAGUUCCAAGGGUCGUGGCAGUCUCUCCACAGAUGCGGCUCAUCGAAGACAAUCCUGCAUCCGUCUCACUGCUUGACAUAUACAAACAAGGCUGUGCUCGUGUUGGACUCGAACAUGACUCUCCUGUGCUCAGAUACUAUGAACGCCUUGCAGCCGUUCAGGCUCGGGGAUCACAAGCAAGUCAUCAGGUCCUGAGGGACAUCUUGAAAGAUGUUCAGUGCAAUAUGGUGCCUCGCUCUGUGGUCAGAGACUGGGCAGUCAGGACUUUCCCUGCAGCUACAGAUUACUGGAUGUUCCGCAAAAUGUUCACACUUCAGCUGUCACUGGCAUGCUUUGCUGAGUAUGUCCUGCAUCUCACUCGGCUAAACCCAGAUAUGAUGUACAUUCACCAAGACUCUGGCCUUGUCAAUGUGUCAUACUUCAAGUUUGAUGUGGAUGACACCACAGGUGACCUGGAUGCCAACCGCCCUGUACCAUUUAGACUGACGCCCAACAUCCUCGAGUACCUGAGCACUAUUGGAAUCAACGGGCCCCUGACAGCCAGUAUGAUUGCUGCAGCCCGCUGCUUGGUGCAGCCCAGCUUCAAGGUGCAGACAAUCUUGAGGGCCAUUCUGCGUGACGAGAUGAUCGCAGGACACAGGAAGAAACAGGAUGACUGCCAGCAUGAGUCGCUAAACUCUGCACCAGCUGACAUGGAGGGGGAGCUGCUUAUCAACAUGGUGACUCGCGCUGUUACGGCCAUCAUGUCACGACUCAACACCCUCUCCAACUCUGAUGUGCCUGAGAGCAAGGUAAGCACUUUGGUGACGGCAGCAAACAGUCACGACAACCUGUGCCGGAUGGAUCCAGCGUGGCAUCCGUGGCUGUAACUGUACACGACUGCCACAUGUGGAGCACACAGCCUUCUUUAUGUGCAGUGUACUGUGAUACUCUCUUCAAGAGUCUACUGUUUGCUUGCAGGUGUUAAAAACUAUACAGGAGUCAUGAAACUGAUCAUUACUGUGGACAGUUUCCGUGUCUGGAAGCAUUAAAGUAUGGGGGGGGCAACAUAAGUAUUCCAUUAUAAAGUACAAAGUCAGUUUAAAUAUGAAGGGCCUUGAAACUGACAAAGUAAGACACACUGAAUGAAAGUAACGGCUGAACAGGAUAUGACUCUUAUCCUUCCAGUUGUAAGGUUUCUUUCAUCUGAUGACCCCUAGAGAGAGGGGAGGGCCUUCUUUACAACCAGAUUCAGUCCACAACACAACAACUGAACUAAUUACAGUCGCUGUAUCCACUUUUAUGAUAAUGUUACAAUUGUACUGGUGAAAAGCAACAUCCCCAAGCAAUAUGUCACAAAAAUACACAUAUAUGGAGAAUCCAAUGUGCAGUUUAUUUCCUUCUUCUUCUUCCUUCAGUGUUCUCACUGUUAUGGGGUCAUCCAGCAACCAAUCCUAUCCAUCUGUCUCUGUCUUCCCAAAGUUGCUUCAUGUCACGUUCUUUCUUCCCUCAUUUGUGAUACCUUCCCUAACCUGGUGUUCCCAUCUUAAGGUUUGUUUUCUUCUUGAGCAUUUUCCUUUUAUUUUCAUGUUCAAACCUUCCUUAAUAUUCUGUCUUUGUUAUUCUUAAACAUAACUCUACAUGCCUAUUCUGUUAUUUAUUGGUUCAUCGUUCAAUGUUCUUAUCUUUAAGUUCUAUGUUUCCAUUUUUUAUUCUCUUUCCCUCUUGGAUUCUCCUUCUGUACUUCUCAAUGUCAUGUGAUGUUAGUCCACUAAUAUCUGCCUUUGUCUGUAGCAGUUAAAUACAUGUUUAAGAUUCCUAAGUCAGCAACUUCUAUUUUUCACAGUAGAAAAAUCAUCUGCUGAUGUGCCUUUUUAUUUUCUAAUACACAUUUAACAGGUAAAAAUUUGCAGAGGCACUUGAAAACAAAAUGUGUUGACCACAUAUUGUCAGAAAUCUCCCAAAAUGACUUGCUAACAUAUGCAAAGUUGGUAAUACAGCCAAGUUUGUUUUGUGGAUUGUACCUGGAGAUGACAGCACAAGAGGGCAAGCCAGACAAAGUCUAAUGUUGUAAGCUGCAUGACACUAGAUUUCACUGGUGAUCCUGUGCCAUGGACAGUGCUCUAGAGAUAUCUGGACACAUACUUGAACAAGACUUAUCAUGUAUGUGAUCAGACUGUGGAUGUCUGGGUCAUGACACCAUACAGUGUAGGUGGACACUGGCAGUUGGAAGGAUGAUGGUGUCUCCAUCUUGAGAGCACAUACCACAGUUUGAACAGUGAACCUCUAUGUACUGACUUUGGAGACACUUCCAGAAGUGGUAUGUCACAGCUUGGACCAGUCAGGACCCUUGCUUGAAAUUAGUAUAUUUGCAAGCAAAUGUGAAACAAGUGCCCCCCCCCAAAGUGAUUAGUUGUUCUCUGUGUCAAAGAAUGCAGCAUUUUGUAUGAAAUGACAAGACUGGUUUGUAAUAAAGUUGUCCAUCCUUAA